UUAGAGUAGGGCUAUGCUCCGGCACCGGAUUUUCUAGGGAUUCCUUUUCUUCGCCUAACAUUUUGCCCCAACCCUAAAUUUUCCACCGUCAAGAUAGUAGCCGGAACUGCGGUAUCAAUUUUUCUUUCCUCUGUGUUAAUUACUAACACAUACUCCAUGUUUUAGGCCAUAAGGACACAGUACGCCUGCGAUUCUAUGCAUAUAUGUAAGGUGUAACUGGAAAGCGAACUUCUCGUCUCCCUAAGGAAGAUGGAUAAUGAGGUAAUCGAGUUUGAUAUAGGCUUAGGAGGUGGAGGUGGGAGCGAGGACGGGGAUGGAGAUGAUGUUCUUGACGAGGAGAAUGUCGCCAACUGUUCUCCUGUUAUUGAUGGAAAUGUUGCAACAGUUCGAAGUUACUCUCCUCAAGGGGACCUCGAUCUUGAACCAUAUGAGGGCAUGGAAUUUGAAUCUGAGGAGGCUGCCAAGGCGUUUUAUAACUCCUACGCACGCCGUGUUGGCUUCAGCACCCGCGUCAGCUCCUCCCGUCGGUCCAGGAAGGAUGGAGCCAUCAUUCAAAGGUCGUUUGUCUGUGCCAAAGAAGGAUUCCGCAAUUUGAAUGAGAAACGUACCAAAGAUAGAGAAAUUAAGCGACCACGUACUGUCACCCGGGUUGGCUGCAAGGCCGCUCUCUCUGUCAAGAUACAGGACUCUGGUAUGUGGGUGGUCUCUAACUUUGUCAAGGAGCACAAUCACGAGCUGGUUCCCCCUGAUCAGGUCCACUGUCUCCGCUCCCAUCGUCAAAUUUCUGGUCCUGCCAAAACCCUAAUAGAUACCUUGCAGGCAGCUGGUAUGGGUCCCCGCAGGAUUAUGUCUGCCCUCAUUAAAGAGUAUGGUGGUAUUAGCAAAGUUGGUUUCACAGAGGUAGAUUGUCGUAAUUACAUGCGGAACAACCGCCAAAGGAGCUUGGAAGGAGACAUACAGCUCCUCUUAGACUACCUGAAACAAAUGAAUAUCCAGAACCCUGGAUUCUUCUAUGCAGUUCAGGGUGAUGAGGACCAGUGCACAGGGAAUGUCUUCUGGGCGGACUCUAAGGCAAGAGCAAAUUAUAACUAUUUUGGUGAUACUGUUACAUUUGAUACAACUUAUAGGUCAAAUAGGUACCGGUUACCCUUUGCACCCUUUACUGGAGUAAAUCAUCAUGGACAACCUGUUCUCUUUGGAUGUGCUUUCCUAAUAAAUGAAUCAGAAGCCUCAUUCAUAUGGCUUUUUAAGACAUGGCUUGCAGCUAUGUCUGGUCAACCUCCCUUGUCAAUGACAACAGACCAUGAUGCUGUAAUUAGGUCUGCCAUCAUACAGGUUUUCCCUGAGACCCGUCACCGUUUCUGCAAAUGGCACAUCUUCAAGAAAUGCCAGGAAAAGUUGUCACAUGUCUUCCUUGAGCACCCAAAUUUUGAAGCAAACUUCCACAAAUGUGUCAAUUUGACAGAGUCUACUGAGGAAUUCGAAUCCUGUUGGCUUUCUCUUGUUGACAAGUAUGAGCUCAGGGAUCAUGACUGGCUUCAAGUGAUAUACUUAGAUCGCAGACAAUGGGUGCAAGUAUAUCUCCGUGAUGCUUUUUUUGCAGAAAUGUCCAUAACUCAGCGUAGUGAUAGCAUGAACUCAUAUUUUGAUGGUUAUGUGAAUGCGUCAACUAAUCUAAAUCAGUUCUUCAAAUUGUAUGAGAAAGCUGUGGAGAGCCGUACUGAGAAAGAAGUCAAAGCUGAUUAUGAUACGAUGAAUACAUUUCCAGUUUUGAAGACCCCUUCUCCAAUGGAGAAGCAAGCAUCCGAGGUUUACACGAAAAAGUUAUUUAUGAGAUUUCAGGAGGAGUUGGUUGCCACUCUAACUUUCAUGGCGAACAAAGUUGAGGAUGAUGGACUAGUUACCACUUAUCAAGUUGCUAAAUUUGGGGAUGACCACAGUGCUUACUAUGUAAGAUUUAAUGUUUUAGAAAUGAAAGCUACUUGUAGCUGCCAGAUGUUUGAGUUCUCAGGACUUCUUUGUCGACACGUUUUAGCAGUGUUCAGAGUGACAAAUGUUCUGACUCUUCCUUCUCAUUACAUCCUCAAACGAUGGAGCCGAAGUGCAAAGAGCAGUGUUGCAUUGGAAGACCGUGUUGCUGAUGUAAUCAAUUAUUAUUUGGAAUCACAUACUGUUCGAUAUAAUAUGCUGAGACAUGAAGCGUUUAAGUUUGUGGAGGAAGGGGGAGAGACUGUUGAUUCUUAUACUGUGGCAAUGGCUGCUCUGGAGGAGGCUUCAAAGAAGAUUUUCCUAGCAGUAAAGCAUGAAGGGAGGAUAUCUUUAGUAAAUGGACAUUGUCGAGAAAACUUGACUAGAAAUGGGGUCCAUGCAAAUUACAACAGUGAGGAUGAACAAAGAAGUCUCGCAUGUCCACUCUCUGAGGAUGACAUGGAUACGAAGAUCCAGGAGCUUUCUUAUCAACUGGAUUGUGCCAAUCAGAAUUGUGAAGUUUAUCGUGCAAAUCUUUAUUCAGUUUUGAAGGAUAUAGAUGACCAGAAGCAACAACUAUCAAUUAAUGUCCAAAGUAUUAAGCUUAGCUUGAAGGAUGGUCUCUGAAUUUCUCCUGUUGUGGUACAUGUUCCAUAAUGCUGUACAUAGUUGGUCCUUCAAUUUUUAUUGUACACAAAAAUCUCCUAGGUUGCUUUUUAUGGAAAUCUCCAUGAGCUCAUUUGGCAGGUGUAGCCUGUUGUGUUCUGUUCAAUAUCCUUAAAAGUUGUCAGCUGUUUGUUCUUAACCUAGUAACACGGUUUAUCAAUACCAUUUGACAUAAAUAAUGGUUUUAUUGUUAAAAUCUACAUGCAAGGAUAGUUUGAUGCAGUUCGAUUGUU
Messenger RNA from Solanum verrucosum, 2867 nucleotides. Its product is annotated as protein FAR1-RELATED SEQUENCE 5. Lineage: Eukaryota; Viridiplantae; Streptophyta; Magnoliopsida; Solanales; Solanaceae. Bases 250 to 2595 code for a protein of 781 amino acids. Gene Ontology annotation, biological process: regulation of DNA-templated transcription. The record is from RefSeq and is a predicted model, not a curated record. Gene Ontology annotation, molecular function: zinc ion binding. The transcript is spliced from 2 exons.